Molecule: messenger RNA, 2883 nt
Organism: Melampsora larici-populina 98AG31
Lineage: Eukaryota; Fungi; Basidiomycota; Pucciniomycetes; Pucciniales; Melampsoraceae
Exons: 4
Coding region: 1-2883 (960 amino acids)
Molecular function (GO): RNA-DNA hybrid ribonuclease activity; nucleic acid binding
Source: RefSeq, a predicted model, not a curated record
AUGCCCAAGUCCCCACCUAGAUUUGAAGAUUUAUCCAUGUUCCCUUCAAAUCCAGUUACCAACACCGCUGGUCCUCCUCCCCCGCCUCCUCCAGUUCAAGACGUUUUUUCCGUGGGGGCUCGCACACCAAGUCCGCGUCCCGCCGGCCCGUCUAGAAUCUCCACGUCGCCGUCAAAGCUUGUCUCUUCCGGAAGCUAUACCUCGACAACCUCCUUCUCGACCUCGACAUACGGUUCAACAAGUCCCUACACCCCCCCUAACAUGUUUGAAAGGAUUGAUAAAGGGAAACGAAAGAGAACUCACUCUAUUUCGUCUAACCUUCCCUCUGUUUUCCCCUCUCAACCAGCACCAGCUGCCUCUGGAGUGCCUUUUUCAACGGGCCUUUCUUCUUUUGCCCCAGCACCAGCUGCCUCUGGAAUUCCAGCUGCCGCUGGUCCCAUUUCGGGAGCUAUUACUUCUGCCCCGUAUCUGGAAGAAAACAAACAUCUCGUUCCAGAACAAUUUUCCCCUAUCUCUUAUGAGGUCAACCGUAUCGCUCUUCUAUACAAGUCUGACAUUAAAAGCCAUAUCAGCGCUUUCAAUUCAUGUAAAAAUAGGCCUGCAAACUGGCAAAACUCUCUCACGAAAGAUUUGCUUGAAUACAAUUUUGUCGACUUACGGAAAUUCUAUGGCGCGGUUGCCUCAUCAGAUCCUCCUCAGAGUAGGCUCCGUAUCAACACCGACGGUGACCUCAAAAAUGUGGAAGGCGCCGCUCCCAAAGAAAUCACGGACAAUAAUCACUGGCAAAACCUCUUGGCCGUUCUCAAGCACGCUUACAUCGCCGCAUUUCCUCCUGCCGCUUUGUCAAUUAAAAGCUACUUUGAAUACAUCCUUUCUCUACCUGGGUUAUUCCAAGCGCGCGUACACUGGGAAGAUGUACGAGACUUUGAUGCAGAGUUACGUAAAGAAUUUGCUUCCAGACCAAGCCUGGUCUGGGGCGAUUAUGAACACAAAUCACUUAAAGGUAUUGAUAACCGCAUCCUUUACAGUUCUACCAGCAAGCUUGGCAGAGCUGCGAUCCCUUCAGCAAAAUAUCAACCGAAAAGAAGCCCAGAGGACGUCGCGUCAAACCCAAGUAUAAAGUCAAAAGCUCUGACACUGUUCCUCUGGCUGAUCAGCCUUGCAACAACUGGAACGCUCGUGUUUGCCCCUUCAGUGCAGCUGACUGCGACAGAGUACACGGGAUAUGCAAUAAAGAUGGAUGCUUUGAGAAUCAUCAAGGAAGCGUCGCUCACAGAUGAACCUAACGCUCGCACUUUCCUUCAAGGUUUAGAAAUCGACGUCCUCGACACAGGAUACUCAGCAGCGGUCAAUUCUUCUAUCCACGCAGACCCCCUUCCUUCAGCACCCCCUUUGUCCUCUGAUCCCCAAGCUGCCUAUGCAAUCAAUAGACGGCCUGAUUUAUUUCAAAUUAAUUGUUCUAUAAACGUCGAAAAUUUAAAAAUCCUCCUCAAAAAUCACCCUAAUAAACCGUUUGUUGACUCCAUUAUUCUCGGUCUUACAGAUGGGUUUUGGCCCAUUUCCGAAAUGUCCUCUGACUCUACAGUGUACAACAAAAACCAUGCCUCAGGCCCAGAAGCGGAAGAAGUUUUAAUCAAAACUCGAGAUAAAGAAUUGAAAUUAAACCGGUUUUCGCCACCUUUCCAAACUCUCCUCCCGGGCAUGAAGGUAUCUCCUUUGUGUUUAGCAACCAACCCCUCCUCAGGAAAGGUGAGGAUGUGCACGAAUAUGUCAUUUGGUAACCCAUCUCCUAAUGACUUAAUUCGGAAGGACGACAUCAAAAUUGAUCUUGAUGGCAUUCCGUACUUCAUCCCCUUUAUGCUCUAUCACUACUUUGGUAAACACAAAUUCAUUCUCUGGAAAUCUGACGUGGAUGCAGCUUUUCGCAACCUUCCAGUUUCGAGACAAUGGCAAUUUCGCCAAAUUAUCAGAAUCAACAAAGCUUUUCAUGCAGACCGAAAUGUCAAUUUUGGUUGUGCAAGCUCCCCAAAACUUUGGUGUGCUUUCUUUUCAUUGGUACUUUGGAUUGCGUAUUACAAGUUUAACAUUACAGACCUCAAUGCAUAUAUGGAUGACUCAUGGGGCAUUGGCUUAGCUUCAGAUAUGGUUCUAUUUAAAGGUUGCACCAUUCCGCUAAAUCAGGCCAAGUUUUUAUCCAUCUUUGAUUUCAUCAACCUCCCAUGGGCUUGGGAAAAGCAGAUCUUUGGAAGUACUCUCGACAUCAUAGGCUACUCAGUGGAUUGUAAUUCCAUGAGGAAUGCGCAUAUCCCUUUGAAUAGAUUGAAUGUCAAAGACCUGAAUUGGCUAGCAAACGCCCUCGAAUCAUGGCCAGGUCGAAAAGUCUUAAAACAUCUUCAUUGGUCCCUGACCGAGGCUGACUGCAUGUUCUUUACCGACGCUUGUCCGACUGGUUUCGGUUUUUGGCAACCGUCCAACGGCCGAGCCUGGCACUGUUCCUUACCGCCCCCGUCCCGUAACAGUUACUGGGCAGAGCUCUUAGUGGUUGUAUCAGCAAUCAAGAUGGCGGUAGAUUUCAAAGCAUCAAGAACAGCAAUCUUCACCGACUCCGAAUCAGUAUCAUAUCUAUUCUCAUCUCACCGGCCAACGUCAACUGCUAGAGCCCUUUUCAAGCUCGCAAUUGACCUGAUGCUCUCGAAUUCAUUAGAUGUCAAGGUCCGAUUUGUUCCGAGGCAACACAACCGUGUAGCGGAUGCAUUAUCUAAAGGACAAGUUGAUCUAGCACGUUUGAUGGUUCCGCGCCUGCGUCUCGAAGAUUUCUACCCAGACCCUUCUACACUUCAAGGCGGAUUUCAAGAUCGUUCCCUUCCAGCCUUGACUCAAUAA